AUGAACUCUAUGGAACAACAAAUCAACACAUCCAAUAUUAGUCCAAUGGAUAAUCUUGAUUUUAUUCUUACAUCCAAUGUCAGCCAGUCAUCAUUAUCAACUGAAGAAAUCGGUACUCGCGUUCGUUAUGAUUAUAAUACAUGGGAAUCAUUUUAUGAGAUCGAUGUUGCGGACUUAAAUAUGACAUUAUAUUCCGAUGAAUUAUUCAAAGAUUUACUUGAUGAAUUUAAAGCAAUCCAACAAUAUUCUUCUUCAAGUUCUGUUACGGAUGACUUAAGUGAAUUAUUAGCAGAUGAUACACACGUAUUAUCUCCAAUAGAAUCAAAUGACAUGGCUGAUCGAAUACAAAGUACUGAUGAACACUUAGCCAUGAUUAAACCAAGUAAUCCAGUAUUACCAGUAAUUCGUUCACAUACUGGAAAAAUACCAACAAAAAAUCUUCUUGGUACAUCAAUAGAAUUGUCCACGUCAGUGGCUGUUACAGUUCCAACACCAAAUCAAUUACAAAUUCUUCUUCCAUUAGAAGAUACAUAUAGAGCACGAUAUAAAAGUGAUUAUUUUCCACAAAAUGGCCUUUCUCGAAGGCCACGUUAUGUUGCUGAUAAAGCUGGACAUCACUAUAUUACAUUACAAAUGCCAACAGCAUAUAAACGUGAUUUUACAAAUGAAUAUAUUCGUGUUGCAUUAAUAACAACAUCAAUUGAUGAUCGUGGACAUUUUUAUAGUCCAUAUAAAUUUCAAACAAAUCAUCAUGAUGCUAAAGUACCCGAUCAAAAUCCAAUUUACAUACCUGUAUCAACACAACAAAAGAAUAAUUUUACUAUGAAACUUCAACUUGUUUUGAUUAAAUCAAAAUUAGAUCAAUUAAAUGAUGCUCAACCAUUAAAAUCAUUUUCGGAUACAAUUACUAAUAUACAAAAUAUUAUUCAUGACGAAAAAUUAACACCAAAAGAUUUAAUCAAUACAUAUCAACUUGAAAAAUCACAUAUAGCAUUCACAUUAUGUACAAAAUUAUCAAAUGGUUUAUAUGAUAGUCAUCCUGAAACAACAGUUAUUUCAUCAAUUAUAACUGAAUCAUCAGCAAAACAAUUAGCAAUAUCAAAUAAUAAAUCAGGAAUGGUUACAAAAACUAUCAGAAAAAAAAUUUGUUGCCCAAAAUGUUCACAUUAUUUUGAUUAUACUAAUGAUAAUGUUACAUUGGGAGUAAAAAAAAGACAAUUAAAUGCAAGUACAACACGUAUAAAUUCAAAAUCAACUACUAACAAGCAGACCAAUAGAAAGAGAAAAAUUGUUAAAUAA
Messenger RNA from Rotaria sordida, 1299 nucleotides. NCBI's taxonomy places the organism in Eukaryota, Metazoa, Rotifera, Eurotatoria, Philodinida, Philodinidae. The record is from the annotation of a GenBank genome assembly.